Trachemys scripta elegans is the source of this 924-nucleotide messenger RNA. Its product is annotated as leukocyte immunoglobulin-like receptor subfamily A member 2. Bases 262 to 924 code for a protein of 220 amino acids. NCBI's taxonomy places the organism in Eukaryota, Metazoa, Chordata, Testudines, Emydidae. The record is from RefSeq and is a predicted model, not a curated record. The transcript has 7 exons.
GGGCAGCAACUGGAGUCUCCCAGAUGGACCUGAUCCUCACUGGCCAUGAAGAAAAGUUCAUCUGUCUUACUGGGAGUGAUUUGGCCUGGAGAUUGCAGAAAAACCAUCUGAUGGGAAGAAAGGGGCCGAGCGCAUCACGGGCUUCCUGGGGCUGCAGCCCCCAGCACAGUUCCUCAUUCCGCUCGCACUCGGGCCUCAGACUCGGUGGAGCUCAUCACCAGGGUGUUGGUGGCAGCGCUGAGGGGCCCCCACUGCCCCAUCAUGGUGUCUGCUCUCACCGUCCUCCUCCUCGGCUGCUGGCUGGCCAGGCAGAGUGGGGUGUCAGGAGAGAGAAAUUUUCCCAAGCCCUCCCUGUCUGUGAGCCCCCGGGGGGUGACUGAGCUGGGGGAAAACGUCACAUUCCAGUGUGUGGGGGAGCAGCCAGGCAUGAGGUUUGUUCUGAGUAAAAAUGGAGCCUAUAAAAAGAUUCAGGACCCUUCUGGGAGUGAGGCCGUAUUUCCCAUCCCCAGCGUGGGACCGGACGACAGCGGAAUCUACACCUGCCAGUAUCACACCAAAUCACAAACAGCUGACUGGUCAGAGCCCAGCGACCCCGUGGAGCUGGUGGUACCAGGCGGAUCGGAAUCACCGGCACCUCCGGGUCUGACCAGCCCCAUCAUCACCGGGGUGAGUGUGGCGGCCACCAGCCUCCUCCUCCUCCUUGUGGCCUUCGUCUGCUUCAGAAUAACCCGAGCCAAUGCCUCCAUCGACGAAUGGAAAGAGACACAGAACCUGCCCCAGGAGCCCGACCCCGGUGCCGACGGACUCACCUAUGCCGAGCUGGACGGCCAGGUGCUGCAGGCCAAGCAGGGGGAACCGGCCCCCGAGCCCACCCAGCCCAGAAUGUACGCCGUGAUCAACAUGAGCCAGGGGGCCCUGCAGUGA